Messenger RNA from Exophiala dermatitidis NIH/UT8656, 1228 nucleotides. RefSeq names its product dihydrofolate reductase. Bases 191 to 1111 code for a protein of 306 amino acids. NCBI's taxonomy places the organism in Eukaryota, Fungi, Ascomycota, Eurotiomycetes, Chaetothyriales, Herpotrichiellaceae. The transcript has a single exon. The record is from RefSeq and is a predicted model, not a curated record. Gene Ontology annotation, cellular component: cytoplasm; nucleus.
UGAGGAUCUGUCCCGACUAGGGGGGCUUGGCACCAACAAGAGCGGCGAGGCUGGGUCCUUAAGGACAUCCAGACGAUCCCAUUGACUACCAAACAUAUCCUUUGUUCGAUCCUUUCCUGAUUCUGCUUGAAAGCGGAGUUGAUCUGUACAGUCCGACGAUCUGGCCUUGAUAUUGGAGUGAUUCGAUCUUAUGAAUAGACUCUCCUGCAGUUUAAAGCUCUCAACAAAUUUCGCGCACAAAGCAUCCUACUUCCAGACAGUGGCAAGAUCGCCAGCAAGGACCCUCAACAUUAUGCCUUCUACCAGAAACUCGACUGCAGGUCCCAAAGUAUUGAUGCUACACGGAUACACGCAAAAUGGCCCUCUCUUUCACGCAAAGACGCGAGCUCUAGAGAAAAAUCUACAGAAGAUAUUCCCUGGGAUAUCCCUAAGCUAUCCCACAGGACCUUUACGACUAAAGCCAAGUGAUAUUCCAGGCUUCGAGCCUAGUACCAACGAAGAUGCCGACAGCAUUGAAGCGUAUGGAUGGUGGCGGCGGUCAGAUACCUCCGAUCCUCCGGAGUACAUCGGACUCGACCAGGGCCUAGACACGGUAGCAAAGGUCCUGGCGACCGAGGGUCCGUUUGAUGGGGUGAUUGGGUUCUCACAAGGUGCAGCUUUGGCCGCGAUGGUCGCAUCAUUACUCGAGGGAGAAUCACGAAAACAGGCGUUCGAAAAAGCCCGGUCCAGGUCGCCUCUGGCAAUCUCAUAUCCAGCAGCUUUUGAGCAUUUAGGCCAUCCGCCUCUGAAAUUUUGUGUCGCGUAUUGCGGCUUCAUCGCGCCAGGGGAGAGAUAUCGAGGAUUCUACGAGGAUCCCGACAUUCAGACACCAGUUUGUCACUUUAUCGGCAGCCUGGACAGCGUGGUCGACGAGACGAGAACACAGGCUCUGGUGGAUGCCACCGGUGGUCCAGAAAAGACUCAGGUUGUGACCCAUCCCGGUGGACAUUUCGUCCCGAGCGGCAAACAGUACCUUGACAUUGUCGUCGCCUUCAUCAAGCAGAAUCUGGCAUCGCAGAAAGACCAGCAAGAAAAAGAAGAGCGGGUGGAGGACAUGGAUGUGCCGUUUUAAGCCCACAACAAGACUCUCCUCUUUUCUCGAACUGGCAUCAUGAUACCACAUAGAACAUUAGUCAUAGAUACAGCAUGUACUACUACUAGAAGUACAGUAACCUGCUUUUCCCGCCUG